Spirodela intermedia is the source of this 273-nucleotide messenger RNA. The record is from the annotation of a GenBank genome assembly. Lineage: Eukaryota; Viridiplantae; Streptophyta; Magnoliopsida; Alismatales; Araceae.
AUGACAAUAAAAAUGGAGAGUUUCCAGGCUCACGGCGCUCAGCAGAGGUUGGGUCAGGCCUGCUUCUUCUUCUUGGGCCGCCUCUUCCGACGAGGCUUGUGGGCGUCCGAAUUGGAGCUCAGGUUGCUGCUAUGGUCUGCGCGGGCGCUGGAGGAGGCCCCCUUCUUUGACGGGCCACUCCAGCUGUGUGACGUGUUGCUGGAUGUGGAUGGCUUCGCCUUCCCUGAAGAGGGCCGCCCCCUUGACGAGCCCGACGGUCUCGAUUGCCUAUGA